AUGAGGUUUGGAUUAUUUGUGACAAUCAAACACUUGCCAUCUACAGAUUUUCAAUGUAAAGAUAACAAACUUGGAUUUGGAAAAACAAAUAACAAGACUGAAGGACCCUGUGACAUUGGAAGUGAAGGCAGCAUAACAUAUAUAUGUGAUUCAAAACAAUGGAAACCAAUACAGAACAACUGUGUACUCAAAGUGAUCAAAGAUCUUGAGAGCAAAGCGCAGGUCUUGGUUGUAGGUGACAUCCCAGAGUUCAUGGCAAACCUCAGUAACGCUGCGGAGCAGAAUGAUGCUAAUAUAACACAGUCUGCUGCAACUGUCCAAACAAUUGUUGAUAUCCUUUUUAAAAUUGCUGAUUUGUCAAAAAGCAUUACCAUCAAUAAACCUGUAAUGGAGAGUUUCCUAAAAACAGUGGACAUCAUUGUGUCAGAUAAUUCCAGCAAUACUUGGAAAGAUUUGAACAAUAACACCAUGUCAGGAAACACCAGCAGCAUUAAACUUCUGCAAGCUAUUGAGAAUAUAAGUGAUCGACUGUCAGCUGUGAAUUUUACAUUAACUCAAUCCUCCAUUCAGUUGAAUAGAAUUCAAAUUCAGAACUCAUUCAAUGCAAUUUCCCAACUGCCCAACUCAACUACACAGAUUGUGAUACCAAACGUUCCUGAAUCAACCUACAUAACUCUUAUUAUCUUCACAAAACUUGACAACGUUUUACCAACUCGUAAAACUUCUAAUAAUGACAGCAAGACAUCAGAAAACAGCAUCAAUGGAGACGUGGUUGUUGUUAAGGUUGAUAAAACGAUUAACAACAUUUCAUUUGCUUUCGACAUCACAAAUACAUCAUUAAAAAAUCCUCAGUGUGUCUUUUGGAACUUUUCUCUGGAUCGAUGGGAUUCCAAUGGAUGUAAAGUCAAGUUCUUAUGGAAUGAAACAGUUACAUGUGAAUGCGACCACACAACCUCUUUUUCAAUCCUGAUGUCACCGUUUGCAAUUGAUAACCCUGCCUUAGCCUAUAUAACAUACAUUGGUGUAGCUAUUUCAUUAGCCAGCUUGAUUCUGUGCCUCAUUAUUGAGGCGAUCGUAUGGAAGUCAGUACGAAGAAAUGACACGUCGUACAUGCGCCAUGUCUCAAUAGUCAACAUAGCUGUGUCCCUGCUGAUCGCAAACAUCUGUUUUAUCAUCGGAGCUGCAAUUGCAGACCAAGAUCAGCAAACAUCAGUGGGUCGCUGCAGUCCAGUGGUUUUCUUCAUGCACUUUUUUUACCUGGCUGUUUUUUUCUGGAUGUUCAUUUCAGCACUUUUGCUCCUUUACCUAACUGUCAUGGUCUUUUCUCUGAUGACAAGGGCUAAAAUGAUGGUCAUUGCGUUCACUGUUGGUUAUUGUGCACCUUUGCUCAUAGCCGCUAUUACUGUCGCAUCCACAGCUGGACCUAAAAACUAUAUUUCAAAAGAAAAUGCAUGUUGGCUGAACUGGUUUGAAUCUAAGGCCCUGCUGGCAUUUGUGAUUCCAGCUCUGACCAUUGUUGCCUUUAACCUGUUAGUUUUGAUUAUGGUUGUGUGUAAGAUAUUAAGGAGAGGAGUUGGUGCCCAAUCAGAUGAAAGUAAUACUCUUGUGGUCAUUGCCCGAUGUGUGACGAUUCUGGCUCCAAUCUUUGGUCUAACAUGGGGAUUUGGCAUUGGAACCAUGGUGUCACGUAAUUUUGGCAUUCAUGUGGUGUUUGCAAUCCUCAAUUCACUGCAGGGAUUCUUUGUUUUAGUGUUUGGAACGCUAACAGAUAAGAAAGUCACUGAGUCACUGGCAGGAAACUUGUCAUUAAUGAACCUCACUUCCACUCGUACCAGGAGCACCAGUGCGGGAACACCUUCAAAUAGACUGGGUUUCUUGCAAAGGAAGCAGAGGAGAAAUGUGUUCAACACGUCUGAUCCCAGCGCAGCUACAUCCUCAAACCACUUCAGUGCCUCAGAUACAUAAACUUCUUUGGGAAAAAAAGCCUUUGUGAUGUGCGUCAUCCGCAUCCUCAGGGAGAAAAUAUUUUAAUGUUCAAAGAUGAUUACUGUAAAUUUAGUGUUACAGUUAGAUUUGAUGUUGUAAUGUGUAAAGCAAAUGACGACCGCUGUUGGUGGUUAUGUGGUCCAUGUGUUGAUUUGGUUUGUUUUCACAAUUUUUACUGAAUGCUUUCAUGGUAGGUUUAUUUUUUUAGACACAACAUAUACAUUAUGUCUUACUUUUUAAAAGAAAGUACUUUUAACAAUGAACCAUACUUAGUUCACAAAUAAAUCUCUUUAUGAGUCUUGCAAUUCUUUUUAAUAAAAUGGACAAACUGUCAGGACCCUUUCUCAUAGUUUCUAACUAGUUUAUCAGGCCAUGUGCCUUGCCUGUCUCAUCCAUGACCCCGCCCCCUUGUCGCCUCGUUAAUCAUCCUAUUAUUGUUUGAUUCAUGUCACCCGCAAGUCAAGUCGAGUAUAUUGUCUAGACUAGUGUUUGGUUUGUUAAUGUUGUUUUGCCCUCUUAUGGGUUUUGUUUUUCUUUUUGUCCUUAAUAAAAUUUUAGUU
Paramisgurnus dabryanus is the source of this 2546-nucleotide messenger RNA. The record is from RefSeq and is a predicted model, not a curated record. Lineage: Eukaryota; Metazoa; Chordata; Actinopteri; Cypriniformes; Cobitidae.